Caenorhabditis remanei is the source of this 2712-nucleotide messenger RNA. RefSeq lists its product as uncharacterized. The record is from RefSeq and is a predicted model, not a curated record. Gene Ontology annotation, molecular function: ATP-dependent chromatin remodeler activity; ATP binding. Gene Ontology annotation, biological process: transcription-coupled nucleotide-excision repair. The transcript has 9 exons. Gene Ontology annotation, cellular component: nucleus. The coding region runs from base 1 to 2712 and encodes 903 amino acids. NCBI's taxonomy places the organism in Eukaryota, Metazoa, Nematoda, Chromadorea, Rhabditida, Rhabditidae.
AUGACCGAACCCGAUGUGAUCACUCUAGAUGACUCCGAUGACGACGAUGACGAACUGGAGAGGGACGACAAGGAAUACGAACCUACAGAUGAUGAAUAUGAGAAUCCAGAGUUUAUCGAGCUCAGUGAUGAUGACAUGGACACGAUUAGCGCAUCGAUCAAUAGAAGAUCAACCACUUCGUCUAGUUCCGAACGAGAUUCCACACCGGAGAGCAGCUCCGGAUCAAAAAAACGACGGGAAUUCGGAGGUCUUUGCGAUGACAAUGAUUCCGGGAAAUUCCAAAAAAGAAUGGCGCAAUUGGAUAUUCUCAAUCUCAACCCGGAAUAUAUAAUCACCAGAAUGGUAACGUCGGAAGAGUUUGGCGACUCGGAAGAGCCCUGGAAAGUUGACAAAUCAGUGUGGAACCGACUCCAUGACUUCCAAAAAGAAGGCGUUAUUUGGCUCCAGAAGAAGACUGAUCACCGGAGUGGAGGUAUUCUGGCGGACGAAAUGGGACUUGGAAAGACAAUUCAAGCGGUUGUAUAUCUUCGAUCUAUUGCUGAAACUAAUCGAGUUCAUUACAAAUGUACAGGCCUCGAUACAGCUCUUAUUGUGUGCAACGUCUCUAUUCUAUCUCAAUGGAUCGAAGUUCUCAAUGAAUGGUUUCCAAAAGUCCGUGUAUUCCUUCUCCAUAAACAUAGCUCAACGGGUCGGAAUGAGAAUUACGAAAGCGAUGUGUUUGAGAAGUUGAAAAGACGGGACCAAGAGUUUCCACAUGGGGCAGUUGUGCUGACCACCUACUCCCUCUUCACUCGCUUACAAAAACCUCUAGUAAAACAGUUCUGGCAAGUUGUGAUUCUGGACGAAGGUCAUCACAUUCGGAAUGAGGAUACAAAGUGUUCGAAGGCUAUGCGUCAACUGAUGACUACACAGAGGUUUAUCCUCACUGGAACUCCAUUUCAAAAUCGACUUGCCGAGUUUUGGAAACUUGUCGACUUCGUACACCCGGGAAGAUUGUCGGACUCGUCAACGUUUCAUCGUAACUUUACCCAUAUCAUCAACGCAGGAGCCAAUUUGAAGUGUUCACCACAGGCUGCAGCUAAAGCCUAUGAAUGUCUUGUUGCUCUCCACAGAGCUGUGAAACCACUCAUUCUCAGACGUCUCCAAGUGGACCACAAGGAUAUCCUCAACUUGCCCGAGAAGAAUGAGCUUGUACUCAGCUGCGAGUUAUCUCACAGACAACGUCGUCUUUAUGAAGAAUACGGAAAUUCGAGAGAAGUGGCUGAAAUUCUUGAGAGACGUCUGAAGCCAUUCAUUGGGUUCAACAAGAUUGGUGAUAUUUGCAAUCAUCCGGGCCUCUACAGAGGUGCAAUUCCUGGUAGCUCCAAGUUCGGGGAGAUCAAACACAGUGGAAAAGUUGCAAUGACUUUCAAGUUAUUCGACGAAUGGUUCAAGGAUCCAAAGAAUCGAGUCAUCUUUUUCACUCAACGACGCAAGGUUGUCUCAAUGAUGGAGUACUUUUUAGAUCAGAAUAGAAUUCGUCAUGCAUCCCUUACUGGGUCCACCACCGCGGCUGCUCGUCCGAAAAUAAUCAAGAAAUUUGAAGAAGACCCUGACAUCAAAGUCUUUCUGAUGACUACACGUGCCGGUGGCCUUGGACUCAACCUGACAUGUGCCAACAAGGUUAUCAUCUUCGAUCCGGAUUGGAACCCACAAGCAGAUAAUCAAGCGAAAAACAGAAUCUAUCGUAUGGGUCAAGAAAAUGACGUGUCUAUUGUGCGACUUAUUUCAAAUGGCACUUUGGAGGACCGAAAAUUUUUCAAGCAAGUCCAGAAAGAGAUGCUUGCCGCCCAACUCCUUCACAAUGCCGACGUUGAGCAUGUUAUUCCGAACAACACGUUACACGAUCUGUUCCGAUUGAAACCAAAAGGACUUGAUGGAUCAGAAAUUGGUGUUUACAUGUCAGGAGAAAUUGCUCCAGAUAGUUCACUGAGGAGGAACAGCGAAAACAAAAAAGAGCGAAAGGCAGAAAGAAAGAUUGCUAAGAAGAAAAUGAAAAACAAGUUGGAGGGAUUUGAAGAUAAGCAACUGCUGUUGUCUCUUUUUGACGAUAAGAAAUUGGUGGCAAUGCGAGAGCAUUCAAUCACAGUUCAAAACUCGGCCACAAUGAAUCGAAUCGAGAAACAAAAGAUGCGAAAAGCGGUGGAUGACGCAGUUGGGAGCUUACUCCACACGGAAGGUCGUCUUGCACACACUUGGAAGCAAGAGUUCCACAAACAACUUCGGUGUUCCAAAAAUCCAAUCAAAAGUGACUACUUUGUGGAAAAAGAACAACUGGAUUCGUACUGGGAAACUGUCCAUUCCCAAUUCCGUGCUAAUGAUGACCAAAGAGAGCUUGACCGGCUUGUAGUUCUCGCGAAGAAAAUGUUAGUCUACUUAAAUGGUGUUCCGGAAGCUCGUGAAGAUGCCAUCCAUCGCAUGUUCGUAAUUGAAGCCGAUCGUUCAAAUCCCACCCAGCUGUACUUCUUCAAGGAAAUACUUUCCACCUUAGCUCGCUACAAUCCAGAAACUAAACUAUGGAAAAUUCGAUCCACAUACCGGAACGUGGAAGUGGUGGAACCAAAAAUAAGGUUGUCGGAGGAACACCGUUUUGUCGAACGAAAGAAGAUUAAACUGGCACCUUCACAAAAAGAUCCACAUUCUUCAAAUGGUCCAAACACCUCGUCGGUCUAA